CGUCACGCGCUGCAAAAUUCCAAAAGUGCACCGUGAAAACGGACCGAUUGGUGGUAAAUAAACCAGCAAAGGCUUCUAGAAAAUGGUACUGGCAACAUGUGCUCGUCUAACGGCCGCACUGCGACUUGGCUCACGUGAAAUACCAUUCACCUUUCGAAGCCUAGCAACGGCAACGAUGGCAUCCUCGAAUCACGAAUCUUCGUCGAAGCAAGAAACGCAACGACGAAAUGCAGCUUGCAGGAAAAUGUCCGGAUGGCAAAUACACUCCUACGGUUCGCCGGAAGAGGAGAUUCAGUUCAACGAGGGAAUUAAAAUGCCCAUCCUGAAAUCCCCCACGCAGUUGCUGGUGAAAGUGAAAGCGUCCUCUGUGAACCCGAUCGAUGUAGCUAUGAUUAAUGGCUACGGAGCAUCAGUAUUGAACGCGAUGCGCUGCAAGGACGGAGGCAUCGAGUUUCCUCUUAUUCUCGGCCGUGACUUUUGCGGCGAAAUUGUACAGAAAGGCCUCGGGAUCUCUAGUCGGGAGCUGGAAGUAGGCGAUGAGGUGUGGGGCGUGGUACCGGUGCACUUGCAAGGUUGCCAUGCUGAAUACGUUGCUGUGGAAAAGUAUUGCUUGUUCAAAAAGCCUGCAGACUUAAAUAAAAUCGAUGCCAGCGCUGUGCUGUACGCGGGCCUUACGGCUUGGUCUGGCUUGUACAUAACGGGCCACUUGGGAGAUUUGCUCGGCGCGAUAUCUCCCGUGGGUGGUGGAGCAGGAAAAAAAGUGCUCGUGCUCGGGGCGACCGGAGGCGUUGGGACGCUUGUCGUGCAGAUGCUCCUAGCGGAGCGUGUCGAAGUGUUUGCCACCUGUUCGCCGGAUGCUAUCCAAAUGGUGCGCAAUCUCGGUGUGGAUGUGGUGCUCGAUUACACCGAUCCUACACAUGUACAAAACCUAGCAAGCGUUGGAAGGUUCGAUAUUGUCCUCGACUGUGCCGGCAAGGGAUCCGACUAUGCCAACGAAGUACCGUGGAAGUUCGAUCAGUAUAUCACCUUCAAUUCGCCGGUCCUGAAGAACAUCGACACGGAUGGGUUCGCCGCGGGCAUGAUCCAAAACGCCACCAGUCUGGUGCGCAAUAACAUGGCCUCACUCGGUGCCCAAAAAGGACUAGUCAAGUGGGGGUACUUUGUUCCCGCCCCGCAGGGCAUUGCCUACCUGCAGCGUUUGGUCGAAAAGGGAAAGCUCCUGCCGGUGGUCGAGAAGGUGUUCCCGUACGCCAACAUACCCGAGGCGUACGAGCGCGUAGCGCAAAAGCAUUUACGAGGGAAGAUUGUGAUCGACUAUGAGUAAACGUGAUCCUGCAGCGCGUGCGGAUAUUACAUUCUCGAAGGAAUCUUCUCCUGAAAUUUGUGUAGAAGCAAAAUCUACUCAUAGCAAUACUAGACAACCUCAAGUGGGUAACAUCACUUUACAAAACUUCUACGUGUGAUUAUAGUAUACAACAAAUGAACACUUAAUUACAAUUCAAAGAACUAUAACAAAAAGUUAGCAAACAGAUUUGAAAUAAUCUUUUUUGAUUCUUUAGAAGAAAUUUCUUUAAUUUAAAAUAAAU
Molecule: messenger RNA, 1586 nt
Organism: Anopheles coustani
Lineage: Eukaryota; Metazoa; Arthropoda; Insecta; Diptera; Culicidae
Product: reticulon-4-interacting protein 1 homolog, mitochondrial-like
Exons: 4
Coding region: 83-1324 (413 amino acids)
Cellular component (GO): mitochondrion
Molecular function (GO): oxidoreductase activity
Source: RefSeq, a predicted model, not a curated record